CGGAAAACAGCUGGAAGCUGCCCAGAAAAAGCUGCCAGAGGAGGGAUUUCCGGCCGCCGCCAUCUCUCGUUCCCCGGUCGUCGCCAUAAAACCCUGCCGACCCUUUGACCGUUCCUUCCACGCUACUCUUCCUAUCCAAGCAAUUACUACACGUCAAAAGCCCCACAAAACCAAACUAACCUCACAUUAAGCACAUUUCGCCAUCGAUUCUCCAUCCUUAUCAGUUAUGGCCUAAUCGCCAUCGUCACGUCCCAUCUUUUCUCCCCAAUUCCCUCAAACUAGAACACUCGUCCAUCAAGCCUUUUUACCGAAACCCAAGUCUAUAAAUCGUUCUUUCUUUUGAUUCCUCCAUCCUCAACUUACCCAAUUUCCCUAAUGUCGUCUUACGGCCGAUCAUACUCUUCCGAGUCCUAUGCGCCGUCGGCGCCUUCCUUGCCGGAAUCCUACAGUCGGCAAGAAGACGAUCGCCGUUCCUAUGGAAGCUCUCGGCCGCAGUCUAGUGGAUAUGGAGUUCACCAGAAUCAUCAGCAGCAGCAGCAGUAUCACCAGCCCCCGCCGGCGUAUGUGCAGGGGCAGGGGCAGAGCAGUUCUCCAACGGGGUACUCGGGUUUCCCGCCGGGGACCCAUCCGGAUGUGAUUAGGAGCUUUGAGAUGGUGGAUGUUGAUCGAAGCGGGUAUAUUGAUGAGAAGGAGCUGCAACGAGCUCUCUCUUCUGGGUAUCAGAGGUUUAACCUCAGGACUAUUAGGUUGCUCAUGUUUCUCUUCAAGAAUCCCCACGAUGCUCUUCGAAUUGGGCCUAAAGAAUUUGCAGCUCUCUGGAGUUGUCUCGGCCAAUGGCGGGCCAUAUAUGAUAGAUACGAUAGGGACAGGAGUGGGAAGAUUGAUCUGUUCGAACUGAGGGAUGCUCUUUACGGGCUAGGAUAUGCAGUCCCACCUUCUGUUCUUAAAAUACUCAUGUCCAAGUAUGAUGAUGGAAGUGGCAGGAAGAUUGAACUUGGUUUCGAUAGUUUUGUCGAAUGUGGACUGAUUUUGAAGGGAUUAACAGAGAAGUUCAAGGAGAAGGAUAAGCGUUAUGUAGGUCAAGCAACUUUCAACUAUGACGAGUUCAUGUCCACGGUCCUACCCUUCCUAGUGGCAUACGAUUGAUUCUGAUACCUCCACCGACGAAUUGCCAGCCCGUUUCGGAAUUCAAUUUGUUUGUUUGUUUGUUCAUUUGUUUCUUCGCAUAUAUGUAGACUAUAGUGUGUAGUUAUCUAUUCAAUUUGUACGAGAUGGACCUGUAAAAUUGAGAAGGAACUUAGCUAGUGCUCAAACAUUCUUCUCUGUACAUACAGCUUGGCUUGAAUAACAAGAAUGUUACAGAAACCUUCAACAAGACAAUUCCUAAAGAAAGACUGUGCUCUGGAGGACCUAAAACCUCCAUGGCUGUAAUUACUUGUGGAAAUUCUCAAGGGAACUUAGGCUGUGAAGGAUUGGUUGGUGGCCGCCUGACUGGCCUAAUGAGAGAUUUCGUGAACCAAGUUGUGUAAAGGAACUGCUUGUGAGGUCCGACGUGAUUGCACAUGAGCCUAAUCUUUUGCCUCUCCCGCAUCCAUCUCAGUACUAUCUUCAUGUGCCUUUUCCCUGUCAACCCUUUUAAACCAACUUCCUGGAUCUUUUCCCAGGUUUCUGAAACAAUGAGAGGGCCGUGUUCCUUCACGACGUUGAAAAUCGCUCUCGUUAUGGUCUGGGUUUGCUCGGGUGGGUCCUUCAGCUCUAUAGGUUUCAUUUUCGGCUUUGGCUUAGUUGCAAACCACCUAAUGAAAGUUCCAAACACACUCUGCUUCAUCCUUCCCAACCCCAAUGCCCAAAUCAGCUGUAAGAACACGAGAGAAUCUGUCAGGAGAAGGCUUAAUUGGUCUGGUAAUGACAAU
Linum tenue is the source of this 1913-nucleotide messenger RNA. NCBI's taxonomy places the organism in Eukaryota, Viridiplantae, Streptophyta, Magnoliopsida, Malpighiales, Linaceae. The record is from the annotation of a GenBank genome assembly.